GGGGUUUACCUUCAAUAUACAAUAGGCGAUGGCACGAGUUUGAGCGCGGUGCAGUAGGGACAGGUGUCCCACGAGAUCGAAUCCUCGGUAACCGUUCUCUGGUAGAUUAAAUUAUUAGCUCCCAAUUUGUAGUCGAAUUCGAUACAAUUCGCCCCGGGUUAACCAGGGUUGAGACGUGGAUGUCAUUUCGAUUAAUUGGAGGAGUACGUUCGACAUAAAACACCAGACAGGUACGUUGCCUUGACGAGGCUGGAUAGAAAAAAAUAGGAGCUGUGCAGCCUACUGUGGAAUGUGUGCUAUGUCUUCGUUACAGAACAAAGUCGUCUGCCGAGCUACCCUACUCGGAUGUAUGUAUAAAACGGAAUGGUGUCAUGUUUGAUGUUGUUCAUGACUUAACGUUCACGACUUAGGACAACUCGACAAUGGAGUCUUUUCUGCAGAUAGCGCCGCACUCCCUGGCCAUCGUAUUGACUCGUAUCGGCAAGGGUGAUUCGACUGGUGUGUCUGAGAGCGACGAACUGCCGCGCCAUCACACCGGCUAUGAGAUUUUUGCGGAUUUUAAAGCUGAGAACACACAGCACGUUUGGAAUCAAAGAAUAUCGGACGCCAUAUCGGACACGUUUUUCCUGGGCUGGAUUGACGAGCACGUGCUGUUGAUCCAGGGUAAAGAGGAUCACCUGGAGGUUCUCAGAGAGGGAUGGAUGAGGAGGUCUCUCAAUCCUCCGCGAGGGUUCCACAUCAAAUAUUUAGGUGAUGUGUCUCCCAUCAGUAUGUCUCCCAUCAGCCAGUCACAGUUCAUCCCUCUGGGGGAGGUGCUGUGCCUGGCCAUUUCGGCCAUGAACUCAGCCCGCAAGCCUGUCACCCAGGAAGCCCUAACAGAACACCUGGCAACAUGUUUCCCAGGUGUGCCCACGCCGACGGCUGAGAUUCUCCAUCACACGCUGAGUAUGCUGGUCCGGGAGAGGAAGAUCUACCCCACACCAGAGGGCUACUUCAUCGUCACGCCCCAGACCUACUUCAUCACGCCCUCUCUCAUCAGGACCAGCUCCAAAUGGUACCACCUGGAUGAGAGGAUACCUGACCGCCAGCAACAACAACAACAGUGUACCUCCCCCCUCUCUGGAACCAUCACCCCUUCCACUUCUGGCUGUGUCAGAGACAGGGCCCAUCCUAAGAACCAUGGAGACUCCUAUAAUAGUUACCGUGACGACCCCCCCAGCCACCACACGACCCUCACCAGGAAGUCCCCUAAGGAGCACCGAGAGGCCUACUCUCCCCACUCCCCUCACUCACCUCACUCCCCUCACACACCCACACAGACCCAGCCCCAGCCUACCUCCACGGAAAAGACCCGGAGCACCCUGAGCUUCCCCUUCAAGUCGGACACCCUGACCAAACACCGUGAGGGGGGCAGCAGCGGGGAGAAGCAGUCCAAGAAGUUUGGCCUCAAGCUGUUCCGGCUGAGCUUCAAGAAGGACAAGACCAAGCAGCUGACCACCUUCUCGGCCCAGUUCCCCCCGGAGGAGUGGCCUCUGCGGGACGAGGAGACGCCCACGGCCGUGCCGCGCGACGUGGAGAUGGAGAUCAUCAGGCGGAUCAACCCGGACCUGACGGUGGAAAAUGUGGCGAGACACACGGCCGUGAUGAAGAGGCUGGAGGAGGAGAGGGCUCAGAGGAGCAAAGCCAGCUCGUCAGCCCAGCACAGUGCACGCAGCAGGAGGAGCCGUGGACACCGCAAGCCCCAAGGUAAGCCGUCACGCUCCCACAGUAAGACCCGCGCCUCCCGGGGAGACCCCUCUGAGGGAUCCAACCUGGACCUGGGGGCUGAGAGGGACUACCGGGCUUACAGCUCCUCCCUGGCGCGCUCGCCACGGGACACCUCCUUCUCCAUGGAGCGCAGCCGUGCCCGACACCUGGCCCACAGCAACCCAAACAUCAUGGAGUCCCACCUGCCCAUCACCCCGGAGUGGGACGUGUCGGGAGAGCUGGCCAAGAGGAGGACGGAGAUGCCCUUCCCCGAGCCCUCACACGGGCCGUCCCACUCCAAGGUGCACCGCAGCCACAGCCACACGCAGGAGAGGAAGUCGCGCAACGAGCGCUCGGACAACAAGGCCAAAGAGCGGUCCCGCUCCAUGGACAACUCCAAAGGGCCCCUAGGGGCCGGGCAGAUUGGGCCCCCGGACUACUUUGAGCGCAGCCCUGAUGAGAGGGACAGAGACAGGAGCCGCUACUACACCGAUGAUGGGACCUUGAGGGCCUCAGCCCAGGCCUCCCAGUACUCCCACUCGCGGGCCACGCCCCCUGCUGCUAAGUUAGCCUCUGACCCCUGUGGGCCCGACGGAGGGAGAACGCUUGAAAAUAACAAAAGUAGAGACCGUUUACCUGCCUACGACAGCCAGAAGGCUUAUUCUCCUAAACACAUGGCUGAUGACUAUUUCCAGUGCAAUGCAUCCACUGAGGCGGUCCUCACUACCCCUAGCCCCUUAGGAAAACCCAAUCACGAUAACUUACCUAAGGUGAAGGUAGGCUGUUCAUCCGACAGACAGACCCCUCAUCCCCCAGAAUACAAAGAGGACACUACAAAGGGACAGAACGGUGUUAGUUUGCCCAUGCCCUGCCAGAUGCCUGAGCCUUUGCCAAAUGGCCGUUCAGUACAGCACCACAACACCAACUCUGGUAGCAUGGACAGGAGGAAGGACAUCUUCAGCAAAGACACUCUAUUCAAACCUCCGCCCAACACGCUGCCCAGCGGAUACGGGGACGGAAGCUACUCCAGGUCGAGCACAUUGAGGAAGACCCCGGUCAUGUCGUCGGCUGAGGUGCUGGACAGCCAGGAGCAGCCGGGCCCCCUGCUAGCUGUGCCCCGGCCCCCCUCCUCUGGCCCCUCAGGGAUGGAGCAGGCUGGCUCGUGCCCGGCCGGGGAAGCCUCCUUCGACUACUACAACGUGUCUGAUGAUGACGAGCUGGAGGACGCCACCUCAGCCAAGCAGGCAGAGCAGGAGCCGAAGUCCCCUGAGGGCUGUGGUGGGGUCGGUGGGGGAGGGGGGGGUACCAUGCAGUGGCUGCUGGAGCGGGAGAAGGAGAGGGACCUCCAGCGUAGGUUUGAGAGGAACCUGACCUUCCCCAACCCCAAGGAGAGUGACCACAACAACCAGAGCCAGCAGUCAGCCCACUCAGCCAGGCUGGACAGCAUGGACAGCAGUAGUGUUACAGUGGACAGUGGAUUUAACUCUCCACGCACACGAGAGAGUCUGGCCUCAAACACCUCCAGCAUCGUGGAGAGCAACAGACGUCAGAACCUGGCUCUGAGUCCCGGACACCUGGGAAUCGCCACGGGCAACGGUCCACCUUUCACCUUCCGGACCAUUCCAGAGCCGCCGCCUACCACCCAACCCGAGAAACUCCAGAAACCCUCAAACUGUUUGGCCUCCAUCACCAGUGUGUGAGUGACAGUGGCAGGAGAGGGAGAUCAAAUGAAGAGGGAGGUGUUGGGUUUGGAUGAGUACAGCUCCUCCACCUCACUGGGGCUGUUCUAGUAUCCAGACUGGCUGACACAACACACACAAGCCCGUUCAGCGACUGGUAUUACAUUGUCAAUCUGUCAUGCAAUGGUUUUGGUUUAGUUUUCCUCAUCUUCUGUUUGUUUUUUUCCACAAAUGUUUGAAUUUGUGAUACUCACUACUACAUUGUAACACCACUUCUCACAAGAGUACAUUUAUAAAAAUAUUUAAAAGCAUUGAUCUUUUUCAAUCCCAUUCUAAACCUUGGAAGAAAAAAAAAACGUCAUUCUACAGGUCCUUUUAGGUUUUUGUUUUUACUGAGCAGUUUUAAUUUAUUUCAUGUGACUGAUUUGACUUUGACCUGCCAGUUGACAUUCUGUCAUUUAUUUUGGUGUCAAAUGUAUAAUUUUAUAAUCUCAGGUCACUCGUAAUUACAUUUUUUUGGCUAUGUGUGGCUGUUGAGCUUUUUAAACAUACUCUUUAGCCCCCUCUGCUGGCUCACAUGAGGCUCUGACACAAUGCGAUGCAUACAUAGCCCUGCUUGCUAGACUUUACCUGACCCCUCUGCCAUAAGGCCUACAUAAUGCUUUCAUGAUAAUAUAACAUGCAAUAAACCGUUAUGUCAGCUCAUGACGACUGAUUUACAGCUGCCCUAACAGAAACCGUUGUUUAGGCUUGUUAAUUGUCUGGCAAUACAUCUAGACAAUUAGCAUACCUGAGUAAUGGUUUGUGUCAUGACUGUGUCAAGUGACAUAAGCAGCUGUCAUUAUGGUUUAUAAUGCUAUGACAUUAUUAUGACAGUCUUACGAAGGGUUCAAGUGACAUGUUAUCCUAGUGAUGUUAGGAGUGCAACAUGUCCAGUCCAUCCAACCUCUCUGUAGGGUACUAUUGGUGUACCAGAGUAGCCCUCUGUUCCGUGGUACUGAACCCAGCCCUGACGCUGCUGUAGUCUAGAUUAAAAAAUCCAAGUGUUUGAACUGGGCUCUUAGAGCUAAUGUUUACAUAGAAUCAGGUCUCUCAGCACAUUUUGGUACAUUGUAAAUACAGAUUAAGGAAAGGCCUCAAUGCCCGACAGGGAUUGAGUUUCUAAGCAGUACCACACGGCAGUCAUGGCCAACAAUGGAAAAACCAAACUUUUAUUUUUAUUGGAUUAAAAAUGUCACACUAUUCCUGGUGCUAUUACCUGUGGUAUUUUCCUGUUGAAUGCAUUCGAUGUUCAAAUUAACAACAAGGGACUUUUGAAUAUGGACAACGUCGAAAACCAUCCCCUUUAUAGAGGCAGAUAAGGUCCUCUCUCCCCACCCCUCUGAGUUGUUUUCAUAUUUGACCCUAUGUUGUCAGAUUCUCUCUAGUACAACUACCUCCACAACAGUAGAGUAGUGGCUCUCCUCUUACAAAUCACUGUCAACAGCCUGUAUCCUGUGAAUGUCAAUGUUAAAGCCCUAGAAAUGACUCACACACAAAGACCAUGUCAAAGUGCUGGACUGACUCUCCUAUUGUCAUUCUCACGACAACAGAGCUCACAUGUAUGCGCUACUUGACUAUUUAGCCCCUCUCUCUGUCUGAGUUUAUUAGAGGUGUUCUUCUCACGCAAUUCUCACUUUUUGACUCUCACUUCCCCCAACAGAAAUGUAAUAAUUUCUGUGCAGUUUGAUUAGAGGGGGGGGUUCUCCUCUCCUCUAUUUAAUGAUGUUAAGGAUAUCAAAGGUGACCUCAUAGCACAGCAUUUCCGUAGGAUACAUCACUGUCCUCUCAGCACUGUGUACCAUCAGUAUCCAUGUCUCAUACAGUGUGAUGAUGAGCCUAUGAAGGGAGUGGUGUCAACCUUGUCACUUUGGUAGUACAGUUCCAGUCCAAUGACAACGCAUUGAAAAGGUCCAUUUUCAGUUUUUGUGAGCUCUUUUCAAAUAAUGAUCAACAUCAUCAAUUCCCUCUGAAAUCAAAAGGGAGAAUUGCAGCCAAGACUGCCUUGUAUUGUCAUGUUUGCACUGAAAUAAAUGCCUGUUCUCUGGUUGCUGUAAAAGCCAUCCAAGAAGGAUGUUCUGUUUAUAUUGAAAAUAUUUCAUAUGAAAUUCUGACAGUCCAUGAAAUGUCUUCCCUUAACAUUGCGGAUUUAUAAUGGAGUUCAAUAACGUUGUUUCUAAUUGUGACGGUAUGUCAUACUGUAGAUGAUCUUGGUCUGUCAUGCUUAGUAAAAUAAUGUCAACAAUAAGAGGGAUUUUUUAUGUCUAUAAUAUCUAAGUCCCUUUUUGUGUAGUCAUGGUGUUUACUGUUGUUCUAGUGUGUGUGAUAUAACCUUUGGGGAUUGUUACUUUUUAAGAUAAUAAAAUAACAUGUUUGGUUAUA
This is a messenger RNA of Oncorhynchus keta (chum salmon), 5846 nucleotides long. Its product is annotated as storkhead-box protein 2-like. Lineage: Eukaryota; Metazoa; Chordata; Actinopteri; Salmoniformes; Salmonidae. The transcript has 4 exons. Gene Ontology annotation, biological process: positive regulation of transcription by RNA polymerase II. The record is from RefSeq and is a predicted model, not a curated record. Bases 423 to 3446 code for a protein of 1007 amino acids. Gene Ontology annotation, cellular component: cytoplasm; nucleus. Gene Ontology annotation, molecular function: RNA polymerase II transcription regulatory region sequence-specific DNA binding; DNA-binding transcription activator activity, RNA polymerase II-specific.